Closterium sp. Naga37s-1 is the source of this 2661-nucleotide messenger RNA. NCBI's taxonomy places the organism in Eukaryota, Viridiplantae, Streptophyta, Zygnematophyceae, Desmidiales, Closteriaceae. The record is from the annotation of a GenBank genome assembly.
AUGGCUGAAAGACGCGACAGCAGAGUCGCGAGGAGCAGCGGGAUUGGCGGGUGGGACAAGCACGCGCGCGCCCCCGGCGGCGGCAGCGGCGGAGACAGCGGCGGUGGCGGCGGCGGAGGCAGCAGCGUCGCUGCGAGCAGCAUAGGCGGAAGCGGCGGCGGCGGCGGAGGCGGCGCGAAGAGGCGGUGGAAGCCCGCGCCGGUCGCGCUUCGUCUCGAUCAUUUCCUCGCCGCCGCCACCGGGCCCGCCGCCACCGCUUCUGUUGCCACCCGCGCUGCGCGCGAAUCCGCGGAAAUUGGCCCGCGCGCCAGUGGGACGGGAAGGGCAAAUGCGGGUAUUAGUGACGGGCGGCCGCGCGGAUGCGAAAAGGGAGGCGGAGCGGGGAGAGGAGGCGCAGGGAGAGGAGGGGGAAGUGAGGAUGCUGGCGCGCGUGGCUUGGUUUUGGCGGAAACGAGGCAAGGGGUGGGAGCAGGGGGAGCAGGGGGCGGAGCAGGAGGGCGGAGGAGGGGAGAAGUGGCAGGCGGAAGUGUGGGGGCGGGCGGGCGAGAGGGAAAAGGGGAGAGCGCGCGCAAGGAGCUCGAGAGGGGGAGAGAGAAGGGGCGCAAUUGGGAGAACGGGGGGGAGCGCGGAGGGGGGCGAGAGGGGGGUCGGGUGCUGGUGAACCCUGCAACUUCGGAGAGCAUUGGCGUGAGGCGGGGAAAGGAGAGGCAGACACCGAAGCAGAAGCGAGUGAGCCGACUGAAGCGGAUGGUGGUGCUGGCGAGACAGGCGCGCGGGGAGGGGGAGACAGGGGAGGGAGGGCAGGGGGAAAGGGAGAAUAGGGAGGCGGAGGGGGAGAGGGAGGGAACGGGAGAGAAGGUGAGGGAACGGGAGAGGUUGGGAGAGGAAGCGGGGGAGAGAGUGGGAAUGGGAGAGGGAGAAGGGGAGGAGGAGGAGGAGGAGGAGGAGGAGGAGGAGGAGGAGGAGGAGGAGGAGGAGGAGGAGGAGGAGGAGGAGGAGGAGGAGGAGGAGGAGGAGGAAGGGGAGGAAGAAGAGCGUGUGGUGCAUGGUGAUGGUGGGAGGAAUGGAGGAGGCAUGGGAUGGGUGGAGCAUGAGAGGCGUGAAGAGGGGUGUGCUGCCACAGUGGUGGGGGUGGGAGAGGCGAGUGAGGGGCCAGAGAGGGGAGACAGGAGAGAAAGGUUAGGGGAGGGUGGGAUGGAGGGCGGGGGGGAGGAGGGGAUGGUGGCGAGGGAGGGCAGGGGGGAGGAGGGGAUGGUGGCGAGGGAGGGUGGGCAGGGACUGGACGGAAAAGUGGACGGGAGGGAGGUGAGUGGGAAACGAGUGGGUAGGCGAAGGCGAGGGAGGAGAAAGGGAGGAGAGAAGCGAGGGGAGGAGAAACGAGGGGAGGAGAAUGGGGAAGGGGUGAAGGGAGGGGAGGAGAAGGGAGGGGAGGAGAAGGGAGGGGAGGAGAAGGGAGGGGAGGAUAAGGGAUGGGAAGAGAAGGGAGGGGAAAAGAAGAGAGGGGAAGAGAAGGGAGGGGAAGAGAAGGGAGGGGAAGAGAAGAGUGGGCAAGAAGACAGCGAGGCGAAAAGGCAAACGCAGCCUUACAUUGGCGUGGAGGCAUGCAGCAGGUACGCCGAGCAGGUGGUGACACCCGAGCUCAACGCACUCGUGGCUGAGCUGCUGGGGGAGCUGCUGCGAUUCCAAGUCAGGGCGCUUCAGAAGGACCCCAUUAAGGGAGCGAUGCGGCGGCGGGUGCUGGCAGGGCUGAAGGAGGUGGGGCAGGCGGUGCGCAGUGGGAGGGCCAAGUGUGUGGUGCUGGCGCCUAACGUGGAGGAGGUGCCUGGGGCAGGCGGUCUUGAUGCGGCCCUCACGUCCAUCCUAUCAGAUGCCACCACGCGGAGCAUUCCCGUGGUUGUGGCUCUCUCCAGACGGCGACUCGCCAAGGCCAGGCCUUCAACCGCCCGUGCUGCCAUUUGUUUCGGUGCCAUAGCCAUUUUGGACGACAAUGCUGCAUCGCCCGCACCCUCUCCUCCUUUCCCCCGCUUGCAUGCUCCCAUAUCCUCCCAUCUCCUCCCAUAUCCUCCCAUAUCCUCCCAUCUCCUCCCAUAUCCUCCCAUAUCCUCCCAUAUCCUAUAUCCUCCCAUAUCCUCCCAUCUCCUCCCAUAUCCUCCCAUCUCCUCCCAUCUCCUCCCAUAUCCUCCCAUCUCCUCCCAUAUCCUCCCAUAUCCUCCCAUCUCCUCCCAUAUCCUCCCAUCUCCUCCCAUAUCCUCCCAUCUCCUCCCAUAUCCUCCCAUAUCCUCCCAUCUCCUCCCAUAUCCUCCCAUAUCCUCCCAUCUCCUCCCAUAUCCUCCCAUCUCCUCCCAUAUCCUCCCAUAUCCUCCCAUCUCCUCCCAUAUCCUCCCAUCUCCUCCCAUCUCCUCCCAUAUCCUCCCAUCUCCUCCCAUAUCCUCCCAUAUCCUCCCAUCUCCUCCCAUCUCCUUCCAUCUCCUCCCGUCUCCUCCCAUCUCCUCCCAUCUCCUCCCAUAUCCUCCCAUCUCCUCCCAUAUCCUCCCAUCUCCUCCCAUAUCCUCCCAUCUCCUCCCAUCUCCUUCCAUAUCCUCCCAUCUCCUCCCAUCUCCUCCCAUCUCCUCACUUUUGCACUGCAUUGCUCUGCCAGACACUAAACCGCCCUCGGUGUAA